CUGACACUGACAUAUCUACUACGUUUACAAAAGAUACAUACUUGCUGUUGACUUUAUUGUAAAAAUAACAAUUGUUUAUAAAGUUUUUUAUCGUAGACAAAUAUUCUCAGCAAAACCUUAUCUUUAAAAUAAAACGUUAAAUAGUUAAUUAAUCUUAAGACUUUAUUUAAGUAUUAGUUCAGAAUGAAUUCUGCAACCCCAGGUGUGCCGCAGGUGCCGCUGCUUGACGAUGACACCAUAGCAUUCGGUGACGAGGACAAUGCAAACAAACAGUUUGUGCAUCCAUACAUUGUGUUUUUUCACUUGAUCUUCAGAGGUGCAGCCAUUGUUGUAUAUAUAUUAUGUGGCUGGUUUUCCGACUCCUUCAUUGCAAGCUUCGUGCUGGUUAUACUUCUCUUAUCUGCUGAUUUUUGGACUGUUAAGAACAUAAGUGGAAGAUUGCUCGUAGGUCUGAGAUGGUGGAAUUACGUGGAUGAUGAUGGGAAAUCACAUUGGGUAUUUGAAUCCAAGCAGGUAAUAAACCGUGUAAAUCGCAACGAGAGUCGUUUAUUCUGGAUGGGAUUGAUACUAUGUCCACUUAUCUGGUCAGGCUUCUUCAUCAUAUGCCUCUUUGGACUUAAGUUUAAGUGGAUGCUGUUGGUUUUAAUAGCGCUAACAUUGAAUGGCGCCAACUUGUACGGAUACGUCAAAUGCAAGUUUGGCGCGAAAGAGAACCUUCAGUCCGCAACCACAGACUUCGUCAAGAAGCAGUUGCUGCAGAACGCGUCGUCGUUCAUGUUCGCGCAACCCGCGCCACCCACGACGGGCAACACAGGCGUCAUAUAGAUUACAAAUAUACUUUAAUGUAAAUUAAUUAUUAAUAAAUUAUAAUAUCAAGACAA
Vanessa tameamea is the source of this 881-nucleotide messenger RNA. RefSeq lists its product as uncharacterized. The transcript is spliced from 6 exons. Lineage: Eukaryota; Metazoa; Arthropoda; Insecta; Lepidoptera; Nymphalidae. Bases 184 to 825 code for a protein of 213 amino acids. Gene Ontology annotation, cellular component: Golgi membrane. Gene Ontology annotation, biological process: protein secretion; vesicle-mediated transport. The record is from RefSeq and is a predicted model, not a curated record.